This is a messenger RNA of Zingiber officinale, 1104 nucleotides long. Its product is annotated as probable protein phosphatase 2C 1. NCBI's taxonomy places the organism in Eukaryota, Viridiplantae, Streptophyta, Magnoliopsida, Zingiberales, Zingiberaceae. The transcript has 12 exons. Bases 22 to 957 code for a protein of 311 amino acids. The record is from RefSeq and is a predicted model, not a curated record.
CACUCGAACAAGAAGAGGCAGAUGGGGAGGCUUUCCAUCCUCCGCUCCCUCCGCCUCCUCCCUUCACCUUCCCCUCUUCGUCCUUCCUCCAUUCGCCAGUCACGGCGCCUCUCUGCUUUCGCUCGUCGUCAAAUUAGGUCGGAGUUGUCUUUGUCAUUUGGUAGUCAUCUAAUCCCACACCCUGCAAAAGUUGAUAAGGGCGGUGAGGAUGCCUUCUUGGUGAGCAACCACAAUGGGGGAGUUUUUGCAGUUGCCGAUGGUGUUUCGGGUUGGGCGGACCAGAAUGUGGAUCCUGCGCUAUUUUCAAGGGAGCUGAUGGCAAAUGUUUCAGAACUAAUAGUGGAUGAAGAGGUCAAUUAUAAUCCUCAAGUACUCAUGAGAAAGGCCCAUGCUGCUACCUCUUCUAUAGGUUCAGCUACCGUUAUAAUUGCAAUAUUAGAGAAGAACGGAAUCCUUAAAGUGGCAAAUGUUGGAGAUUGUGGGUUGCGACUUAUUCGGAGAGACCAAGUAGUUUUUGCUACAUCUCCACAAGAUCACUAUUUUGAUUGUCCAUAUCAGUUGAGCUCAGAGAUUUAUGGCCAAACGUAUCAGGAUGCCACGGUAUGUAGUUUAGAGUUGAUUGAAGGAGAUACAGUUGUCAUGGGUUCAGAUGGCCUUUUUGACAAUAUCUUUGAUCAUGAAAUAAUUUCAGCUCUCUCUGGAUCUCAAGAUGUCUCCGAAGCUGCAAACAAACUAGCCAAUCUAGCACAUUAUCACUCUAUGGAUUCAAAUUUUGAUUCACCGUAUUCCUUGGAAGCUAGAAGCAGGGGCUUUGACGUACCCUGGUGGAAGAAAGUCCUUGGAACAAAACUAGUUGGGGGCAAGUUAGACGACAUCACUGUCAUCGUGGGUCGAGUAAUAAGAAUAAGCUUGUCGGACAACAACGAACAGGAGGAGAUUGCAAGCUCCACGUUUUGAUGUUUACGGGAGAUCACAAGACCAUUUCUUGCUAUUUAAUUUCUUAAUUUUACAAUUUCUGUGUACCUCUAUUAACAACACUCUUGUUAUUCAUGCAAAAUUCUACUGAUUUUGAAAGAAAUAAGUAUUAAUCUUUUUUGUGAAAAU